Messenger RNA from Anolis carolinensis (green anole), 4070 nucleotides. It is a transcript of the gene cdh10, whose product is annotated as cadherin 10. Bases 732 to 3101 code for a protein of 789 amino acids. Gene Ontology annotation, cellular component: plasma membrane; catenin complex; adherens junction. Gene Ontology annotation, molecular function: cadherin binding; calcium ion binding. Lineage: Eukaryota; Metazoa; Chordata; Lepidosauria; Squamata; Anolidae. The transcript has 12 exons. Gene Ontology annotation, biological process: cell-cell adhesion mediated by cadherin; adherens junction organization; cell morphogenesis. The record is from RefSeq and is a predicted model, not a curated record.
CUGUCAGCAGCAGCAAGAGGAGGAGGAGGGGAGAUCUUCCUUGGAAAGCCCUCCUUUCUCUCUCUCCCCCCUCCCUUCCCACUACAUUCACUUGCAAAUCACUCUGAGCCUGGAAAAGCCUUUGCUUCCCCCAGUCUGCCUAACCUUCCCAUGGCAAGUGCUGCGGCUCUGGAAGCAGAACCUCGCUUGACAUCUCCCUCUCUCCUAUCCUUUCUCAGUCUCUCUCUUUUUCAGUGCUGUGCCCUUUUUUAAAAAAAAAAAAAUCAUCAGGCACUCUGAAUGAAAGCCAGUCCAAGUGAGCGAGAGAGGAGAGCCAGGGAAGGCAAGCUUUCUCCCUCCUCCUCCUCUGCCUCUUCUUCCUCCUCCUCUUCUUCUCCCUCCUUUUCCUCCUCCCCCUCCCCCUUCCACCUGCCCCAGCACUGCUUUUUCUGCUGUCCGGAGUGAAGUGAUGCUCUGGGAAUAAGCCUGAAAAAGGACCAGCUCUCUCUGAUUUUUAUACAGAGAGAGAAAAGAGCUCAAGAUCCGACUGUCUUGCUGCUCUGCUUGUUUGGAUGCUCUGCUUCGCUCCAAAGGGAGAAAGAUUUGGGAUAUGCACCAGCUAGAGAUGAGCUGUUAUAAACCGCUUGACUGCACAUUCCACUAAAGGAGUACCAAGAGCUGCAUCUCAGACAAAGUGUCAUAUUGAUCUUGCAUCAGAAGGCACUUGGGAAGGCAGUCGACAGCGAAGGACUAUGAUCAUACAACAAGUCUUGUUGCUGGUGCUGCUCUGGGUGUGCCUGCUACACCCCUGUUUGACAGCAAUGGUAUUCAGCAGGACUACAGAUCACCAGCCGAAAGCAUUUGCUGCACGUGGAACAGGGAGUGAUGGGAAAACUCUCCACCGCCAAAAGCGAGGCUGGAUGUGGAACCAGUUUUUCCUGCUGGAGGAAUAUACUGGUUCUGAUUACCAGUAUGUUGGAAAGCUUCAUUCAGACCAAGACAAAGGAGAUGGUUCCCUCAAGUACAUUUUGUCAGGAGAUGGGGCUGGCACUCUUUUUGUUAUUGAUGAGAGAACGGGUGACAUUCAUGCUACAAGAAGAAUUGAUAGGGAAGAGAAAGCUUUCUAUACCCUACGUGCCCAGGCUAUUAACAGAAGAACGCUUCGGCCAGUUGAACCGGAAUCAGAAUUUGUGAUCAAAAUCCAUGACAUCAAUGACAAUGAACCAAUGUUUCUUGAAGAGGUUUAUACUGCAAGCGUCCCUGAAAUGUCAGUAGUUGGUACUUCUGUUGUGCAAGUCACAGCCACGGAUGCCGAUGACCCUUCUUAUGGAAACAGUGCCAGAAUCAUCUACAGCAUACUUCAAGGCCAACCGUAUUUCUCAGUGGAACCAGAAACAGGAAUCAUCAGGACCGCUUUGCCAAACAUGAACAGGGAAAACAGAGAGCAGUACCAAGUUGUUAUCCAGGCAAAAGACAUGGGAGGCCAGAUGGGUGGAUUAUCGGGGACCACGACAGUGAACAUCACCCUGACUGAUGUCAAUGACAAUCCACCUCGGUUCCCCCAAAGCUCUGUUCAUUUCCGUAUUCAGGAGUCCUCUCCAGUUGGUACUCCCAUUGGAAGUGUCAAAGCCUCUGAUGCAGACGUUGGGAGAAAUGCAGAACUUGAAUAUCGCAUUGUUGAUGGUGAUGGAAGGGAUAUGUUUGACAUUGUUACCCAAAAGGACACACAAGAAGGCAUUAUAACAGUGAGGAAGCCACUGGAUUAUGAAAAUCGAAGGCUAUAUACUUUGAAGGUAGAGGCAGAGAAUCUUUAUGUUGAUCCACGUUUUUAUUACCUUGGACCAUUUAAAGAUGCAACAACUAUCAAAAUAUCUGUAGAAGAUGUUGAUGAGCCUCCCAUAUUCAGCAGAUCCUCAUACCUUUUUGAGAUACAUGAAGAUAUUGAAGUGGGCACAAUAAUAGGCACUGUGAUGGCCCGGGAUCCAGAUUCGGCAGCAGGCCCUAUCAGAUUUUCCUUGGAUCGUCAUACUGACCUUGACAGGAUCUUCAACAUACAUUCUGGAAAUGGUUCUAUUUAUACUUCCAAAAUGCUUGACCGAGAAAUAUCACAAUGGCACAAUCUUAGUGUGAUAGCAGCGGAGAUCAACAAUCCCAAAGAGAUGACUCGUGUUUCUGUUUAUGUCCGAAUAUUGGAUGUGAAUGACAAUGCACCACAGUUUGCAGUGUUCUAUGACACUUUUGUGUGUGAAAAUGCAAGAGCAGGCCAACUAAUACAAACUAUAAGUGCAGUUGAUAAGGAUGAUCCCCUUGGAGGACAAAAGUUUUUCUUCAGUUUAGCUGCUGUUAAUCCCAACUUCACCGUCCAGGAUAAUGAAGAUAAUACUGCCCGGAUUUUGACAAGAAGAAAUGGCUUUAGCCGUCAUGAAAUAAGUACUUAUCUGCUGCCAGUGGUCAUAUCUGACAAUGACUACCCCAUCCAAAGUAGCACUGGGACACUCACCAUCAGAGUAUGUGCCUGCGACAGCCGAGGGAACAUGCAGUCCUGUAAUGCUGAAGCGCUGCUCCUUCCAGCCGGCCUCAGCACAGGAGCACUCAUUGCCAUUUUGCUCUGCAUCAUUAUUCUGCUGGUCAUAGUGGUGUUAUUUGCUGCUCUAAAGAGACAGCGAAAGAAAGAGCCUCUGAUCCUGUCUAAGGAGGACAUCAGAGACAACAUUGUGAGUUAUAAUGAUGAAGGUGGUGGAGAAGAAGAUACACAGGCUUUUGAUAUUGGCACCCUGAGGAAUCCUGCAGCUAUUGAAGAUAAAAAGCUCCGUCGAGAUAUUAUACCAGAAACAUUAUUUAUACCACGGAGGACUCCUUCUGCACCAGAUAAUACAGAUGUCAGAGAUUUCAUUAACCAAAGGUUAAAAGAGCAUGAUAAUGACCCCACUGCACCACCGUACGACUCCCUGGCAACCUAUGCCUAUGAAGGAAAUGAUUCCAUAGCUGAAUCCUUGAGUUCUUUAGAGUCUGGCACUACUGAAGGAGACCAAAACUAUGAUUACCUCAAGGAAUGGGGCCCUCGAUUUAAUAAGCUUGCUGAGAUGUAUGGUGGAGGCGAAAGUGAUAAAGACACUUCCUAACUUGCAGUAGGAUAUACAAUUUUUGUUCAUUUGAAAGGAAGUAAUUUUAAAGACACCUUCUCCACGUGACAAUAUUUGAUGUUCAGGAAUGUUCUCCUGCCACUCAGCACAAUGCUUUUUUUUUCUCUAUCUCUCUUCAUUUUUUUUUUUUGGAAUUUGCUCAUUAAUGUCCCUUAUUUUCUCUUGUAGAAUGUCACAUGGAAGAUAUACAGCAGUUAAUUUAACCCCUGUCCGAAAGCCAAAGCUAUCAAAAUUCAGUGUCAUCCAUUUUAUUAAAGAAACAAUACAGUCUGUUUGAGCAGGUAUAGAAUCUCUCAAGCAAUCAUAGAUACAAGUUGCUUCUGUUAAAUACAUGUUCUACACUUGCAAGUGCAGGCUUUUUUUAAAAGACUCAAAUGGUCCUGUAUGCACGAUCCACAUACACACCCACAUCUUUUAAAAAAUGUGUUUCUUUCUCAGAAACUGCUAUAUAUACACACAGUUUAUUAAACUGAUUUAUAAAAGAACACUUCUACCAUUCUUUCUCCCCCUCCUUUUUUAAAUUAAAAUAAAAAGUCCUCUGUAGAAGAGCUCAAUGCUCUCAGCCCACCAGAUUUUUUCAAUAUUUUUUCAAUAAUUUUCACAGUAGCUUUAAUACAAAAUGUUCUGUUUGAGCAGUUUCUGGGAAAAAGGAAUAUAUUUCUUAAAAAUACCAGAUGCUUGCACAGAAUUUCUGUGCACUUCUUUUGGAGUUUUGGCCCCAAAGGUGAAAAUCAAAAAUAAUAUGUCCUUAUUCUGUACAUUAAAAAAAUCCCUGAAAAUGUACACGUGGUGUUAAUGUGAUAUGCAGCUGGUUUAAAAAAAAAACAUAAGAAAAAAAACAAGAACAAAAAAACUUUGUGCAACUUCAUUUCAUCAGAUUCUAUCUGCCAAUGUUUUAUAUUUAUAUUUUUGUAUUUAUUUUUAAGAAAUAAACCAGUUUUAUAACGA